Messenger RNA from Polypterus senegalus (gray bichir), 5724 nucleotides. RefSeq names its product inositol polyphosphate multikinase b (gene ipmkb). Gene Ontology annotation, biological process: inositol phosphate biosynthetic process. NCBI's taxonomy places the organism in Eukaryota, Metazoa, Chordata, Cladistia, Polypteriformes, Polypteridae. The transcript has 6 exons. Gene Ontology annotation, molecular function: inositol-1,4,5-trisphosphate 3-kinase activity; inositol tetrakisphosphate kinase activity. The record is from RefSeq and is a predicted model, not a curated record. The coding region runs from base 753 to 2018 and encodes 421 amino acids. Gene Ontology annotation, cellular component: nucleus; cytoplasm.
UCCGGAAGUGUUGCUGAUACUAAGUGGGAGAAAGUCAUAUGUAAUAUCUUGCAUUGACUGGAAAUUUGUGGAAAGAGCAGAAACGCUGUAAAUUCUGGAGCAGCCGCGGAUGUAACAUCUUUGCGAAAUGCUAAGAUUCAGAUUUAAAGCCAGCAUAUUGCGUAGCGGAGUUUAAAAAUGGUAUUUGUUUUAACUGGAAAGAAACGAAACACUAACGCCAUCGAUAGGAUUAAAUAUCGCAGUAGCGCGAUUACUGGAUAAUAUCUAUGAAUUUCGUUGCAGCGGGAAAGCGAACAUAAUUCUUAAUUUUAAUGUUAAUCUUACUCAUCUGAGACGGAAUGUAAUUUCGUAAUGCACUGCAUCUCAUAUUACCAUUAUUUCGGGUACAGAGCGGGUGUUGCAACAAGAAGACUAUAUAGGUACUGACGUUGCGUGGCGACAAAGUGGGAUGUGGCCGGACUGGAUUUCGUGUAGGUGUGUAAAAUGUAAGUGUCAUUUAAGUUGUGAAGCUGAGAGGGGACUUUGUCACACUGCUGUGACGUUGUGCCGGCAGACUAGCAAGUGAAUGAUUACCAGGAUGAACAAGCCCUUUGGCGAUCCUGUGACUCGAGGUGCACGCGCGUCACCGGGCAUUUAAAACGGGAAGAAGGGGAGGGGGGGAUUUAAAAAAUUAUACAUUAAUAUAUACAGGAGAAGCACAUCAUCUGAAGGAACUUUUAUUUUAACAUCUGCUUUCGCAAAGAAGUACCAAUAUGACCACCACGCAUCCCAUUAACGACUCGUCGCGAGCCCUGGGAAGACUGGAAAUAAGCCAUCAAGUUGUCAGCUGCGAGAAAGACGGUGAAAAUGAAACGCGGAAAAGCCAGGAAGCCUCUCGGAAGCGCCUGAAUGGAUGUGUGCCCCUCUCUCAUCAAGUGGCCGGACACAAGUACGGAGUGGAUAAAGUAGGUAUAUUACAACACCCAGAUGGCACCGUCUUAAAACAGCUGCAGCCUCCACCACGUGGGCCCAGAGAACUGCAAUUCUACAGCAUGUUACAUGCUAAAGAUUGCAGUGAUCCUGUCUUGUUGGACCUCCAGCUGCAUUUGCCAAAGUAUUAUGGUACUUGGACCCCUCCAGAUGCAUCAAAUGAUCAGUACCUUAAACUGGAAGAUGUGACUCGUAAAUUUAUCAAACCAUGUAUAAUGGAUGUAAAGAUUGGCCAAAGAAGUUAUGACCCCUAUGCCUCCAAGGAGAAGAAAGACCAGCAGAUCAGAAAAUAUCCCCUCAUGGAGGAAAUCGGCUUUUUAGUACUUGGUAUGAGGAUCUAUCAUAUGGAUACUGAUACCUAUGAAACCCAUGAUCAACAUUAUGGAAGAGGCUUAACAAAAGAAAGUAUAAAGGAUGGUUUAGCAAAAUUUUUCUAUAAUGGAUGCUGCAUCAGAAAAGACGCAGUGGAAGCUAGCAUUCAGAAGGUCCAGAUGAUAUUGCAGUGGUUUGAAAAUCAGAGUCAAUUGCAUUUUUAUGCAAGCUCUUUAUUGUUUGUAUAUGAAGGCUCCCUUGAGCAUGGGGUUUCAAAAUUGAAUGAUAGAGGCUUGGAAGAUGUAACCAUUUCUUCUAAAGGUUGCCAACCAGACAGGGAAAUGCUUGAGUAUAACAACAAUGUUUGUGUCUUUGGAUCCACUGAGAAUGGAAGAACAGAAUCUUCAGUUGGGCAGAGUCUUUCACAUAUGUAUGCUCUUCAUAAAAAAGCAUGCACACUUGGGCAUCAUGACAUUCCUCUUGAAAUAAAAACGGAUCCGCAAGACAACAACAUAUGGAAACCAACUUGCAUUUCAAUGGAGCGGCCAAAUGGAAAUACUAAGUCCCAACUGGAAAAGGAACGUCACUGCACACCAACAUUAACGCCAAGAAAAAAUGAGGUAGAAGUGAGAAUGAUAGAUUUUGCUCAUGUAUUUCCAAGUACCACCAAGGAUGAAGGAUACAUUUAUGGCCUCAAAAAUUUGCUAACAGUGCUGCAACAAAUCUUAAAUAAUUAAAUUCCCAUAACUGAUAGUGGUGGUUUUUGCACUUUUCUAUUGGGGCCAACUGUCAAGUAAAUAAAGUAGCCACAACAGGGGAAUUCUGCACUAGAAAUGAUGCAUAACUUGUUUGUAAUUCUUUGUGUACAUUUGCUUGUUUUGUACUACUGGUAACUAUAUAGUUUAAUUUUUCUAUGAUUAUCUUACUCAGGAAACUAAAUCAAAACUUUCACUUAUACAGUUUUGGCUUCUAAAAGGAACAAUUAAGAAUGAAGCUUGGAUUAAUCAUAUCCUAGACAGGUAUAGCUUUUCCCUGAAGGAGCCAGGAUAACCUAAUUUAAAACUUGUAGUGUGACCCUUGCCAACAGGAGAUAUUAGGCCACUUUUGAUUAUAGGUUGUUAGUCUCUUUGAUCGGUGGCUUGCAAGGGGAGUCUUAAAAGGCCAAUGUUGAGUUCAGUUUUCUUUGAUUUCUCUAGUCCUGUGGACCUUUGUAUCCAACAAGCUUAUGCACUUCAAGUCCUUACAGUGCAGGAUAUGCGUUGAUGUUCAGGAGAAAUGUAACUUAAUGUUCAAUUAGAAUGUAACUCCUCUUAAAUUUACAUCACAUAAACAGAAAACUACUGACUAAUUAAGCAUAAUUUCAUAAUGUUUAAAUGUUCAUUAUGAUAAGUGAGGCAAUAUAGUUAAUAUUUAGCUGAAAAAUGAAUCUGUGUCAGCUUUUUUUUUUUUUUGGCUGCCAAAUUAAAUUAUAAUGUUUUUAUGCCAAAAGUUGGAAAAAUCACAAGGGCUCUGUUUUAUUUGGAAACAACAGAAUUAUUCCUUUCAUUAAAAAUAGGUAUUUAUUUGUUGGCAAUCAGCAUUUACUGUAAAUAUGUAAAAUAAUUGCUGCUGUCCUGCUAAGGAAUAUGCUGUGGAAUGGAGCAUAUCCAUGGAUUUUUUUUCAGUACAAUUUUCUGCUCCUUACUUGGCUGUACUAUGUAUUGGUGCAGUAUCUGUCAAAUACAAAUAUUUUUUCUGUUUCAAAAUUAUUACCUCUACAAUUAGAAAUUCUGCCAGAGCUGGUUUUCUGUCUGAAUACUUCAUACUAUUUUGUAAACAUUAGGUAAAUUUUGACCUUAAAUAAUUAUUUGGCUUUGUGAGUAGAAAACCAGGCCGCUUAGUUUUUCAUAUAAAGUAAAUAGCUAUAUUUCUGUUUACCUGUAGCAUCCACAGAAUCAGUUUUUAAUCCCAUCAUUUGGUUAUUAAAUUUAAAAAAAAUUAUAGAGCUGCUCACAGUUUGUAUUAUCACAGUAAGAAAGAAUUUGAUAUUUUUAUAUAUUGGUGGCUAAACCAAAAACAAAAAAACAAGUCCUGUCCAUGUGUAAUUGCAAUUAGAGGUACACAAAGCACUACCACGUUUUUUGUAAUAUUUGUGGUGUAUAUUUGUUUUUUUUUUUGUUUGUUUUUUGACUGUCAUGAAAAAUCUGUUUUAUCAACUUUAUACAGGAUCAUCUCAAAGGCAGUGAUAAUGGAGAAGUUUGCAGUUUAGUUUUUUAAAUGCUGGAGGCGGUGAAUGUCAGCAUGCUUAAUAGCCAUGUGCAAGCAGGGCUGCAGAGGGAAGGCAAACGAUACUGCCAUUAGCAGCAAACCCUCCAGCUCUCAAACAUACUCUAGCCAUUGAUUUUUCUUCAUUUUGAAAUGCCUUUUUCCUUGCUAUAGAAUUGACAAGACCACCACCAGUGAUGCAUCUCUAUUUAUUUAGAAGUGGAAAUGACUGAGUCUCUUAAGCUUUUAAAAAAACAUCUCCGUGUUUCACAGAAAGUAAAUAGGUUUUGAGCAGAGUGAUGUGCUUAAUGUAUUGAUCUUUCACCAAGUGAGGGAUGAAAGUGCAGUAAGGAUCAUUGGUAGCUUAUGGGCUAUGCAGUUAUUUAUAAAUUUAGGUGUGCGGUGAAAUAAUAAAUAUUUUAAUAUAAGGUUACUGGAGUGAAAACUUCUGAAAGGUGUUAACUAAAAUAAAAAAUGAAAAAGAAAAAGCAGACAAGCACCUACUCAGAAUACUAUAAAUUUAUCCAAGAAGAGAAAUAUUUACCUUUAUGAAAUUUUAAUUUAGCAUUUAGUAGGGUUUUGGUAUCCUUGGGUCUUCUAUUAAUACUAAUAUUAUGAUUUCUACUUGUCCUUUUAUAAAUGUAUUUUAAUUUUACAUUUACUCCAUUUUAGUAUGUAUUGCAGUGGUGUUUUAUGUAACCUAUUAUGGAGGUGAAAGCACGAGAAUCAUUUUAUUAUUAAUGUUAAAAGGUUUACUGCAGCAUUACAUUUCACAUACAGUAGUCCAUUUUAAGUACUGAAAAGCAAUGCAAAUGGUAAGCCAUUAUUUCGAAAUGGUAAUGGUGGGCAGAGGGGGAUCAAAAUCUGACCACUUAUGAGCUAUGCAGAAAAUACCUUUAUGUCAUUCUGGAAUACAUUAAUACAAUUUGCAGAGGAAUCUUUAUGCCGAAGCAAAUGUGCAAAUUUGUGAAAUGUGGGAAGACGUUUUUGAGACCAAGCCAUAUUAAAUGUAUGGCCCUUACUUUGUUAAUCUCACCACACUUUUUACCAUCUCUUUUUAUGAAUUGCAAAACCUAUCUUGAUUUUUGGCAACAUGCAAAGUUCAGCACUUUUUUUUUUUUUUAAUGUCUUUUAAGUGGGAGGCACUGACUAAAAUAUAGGAGAGCUUCCAAACUCACACUUAAAACGUGGAAACUGGUGCAUAUCUGAUCAAUUUCAGACUUUGAAUUGUCUGGCAAAUUCUGUGUUUUCAGAUGCAGCUAAUAAUAUUAAUAUUAUUAUAGUCAAAAGUUAUGUUAAAUGACAUGCACAACAUGAGCAGCUUAUCAAUUGAUGCAUUGUGGCUUCAGAAACAUUAUUUGUAUGCUAAUUCAUUUAUGAAAAGUAUCAAAUUGCAUCAUGUAUUGUUUACAGUUCAUAUAUUUUGCCAGUUUGUUGUUUUCAUACAUGUGAUGAAUCAGUUCUGUUAAUACGGAAUUAAACAUGUAUUUGGGUUAUUAGUUCUUCUAAAGCUUUUUACAUGAAUUAUACUAAGAUGUACUUAGCUGUUUCCUUAAAUCUUUUGUGAAUGAUUGUGUUUUCCUGAUGUGUCCCAAAUCCUAGAGCUAUGACCACACUAAUGGAUGGAUCUCAUUUUAAAUUUAAGCAAACAGUGCACAGAAGCACUUUAAUAAUGCAGAGGAUGUACUGGAUGUGAAGUAAAACUAUCAAAGAGAGUUUAAUUUUGUUGUGAUUGUUAUUUUACAUUUAUUUUAUUAAAUACAUGUUUUUCACAGUAUAAAAUAAAUGCUUGUUGAUAAAGCUAUAUUUUUUGAUUGUAUGAAUAUGAAAUCUGGCAUUUCGAUAUAUGAGUCUUGGUUCUGGAAGUCUUGCCUAUUACGGUUUCUUGAAAAUGCUGUUUUGCAACCAUUGUGCUUUUCCUGAAUGUUUUCCUUUAUUCCCUUUUCCCAUUUUCUUGGUUACAUUUGUUUAAAAUAUGAAUUGUAUUUCUAUUUUGAUUGAAUAUUUUUUAUGUCUUAUAUAAAAUAGCAGGGGAAGUGUAUAUGUGUAAUCAUUUCUUGAAAAACAAAGGAAUCAGCUACAUUAAACUGAUGUUAUUCCUAAUUUUGUAAAUUAAAAAAAUAUAUAAUAUUUAGAUAAAAUAUAAUUGCUGUAUAUUUGGCUAAUUUAAAUUACUAAUAAAAAUCUGUCAUAACUAAA